Acanthosepion pharaonis is the source of this 696-nucleotide messenger RNA. The record is from the annotation of a GenBank genome assembly. Lineage: Eukaryota; Metazoa; Mollusca; Cephalopoda; Sepiida; Sepiidae.
AUGGGAUCGGCUCUUGUGAAGGACUGUUCAAAAUCAAAGACCCGGUCCUUCGUGUAUAGAAGCAAACGGUCGAAUGAGAGUCUAGUAGCGGUCGGUGGGGAUGUCGUGUCUUUAAACGCUAUUCACCGGUACCUGAUCCUCUUUCAUAAUACGAAGGAGCGCCCAGUUUGUUUCUUUUUGCUUCCGAUUUGUUCCCACUUUUUUUCUUUUUUUUUAUCGCUCUUUACUUGCUUAUUGCUUUUAAGUCUGUCUUUAUCUACAACCUUCUCCCUUUGUUUUCCAUAUCCCUCUCUAUCUCCCUCUCACACUUCAAUUCCAAAAGCUGCCCUUGUUUCCUCACUACCCCCUGAUUUUCUCCCUCUCGACUAUUCGGGUGUUUACAGCCGCAGGCUCCUCCACCUAUCAGCUGGGCCUUCUAUUGUCGGCAUAACACAACACAACGCAGAAAAAAUAAUCUCCAUUCUUUUUCUUUCUCUUUACUGGCGAACUUUCCUCGGGCUCUUAUUCAUUGCUUUUUCAUUAUUCAAACCGAUAUUUGUUUUUUUUUUAUUUCUUCUUCUUCUUAAACAUCUUUUAUUCGACAUCCUUCACCCUCUUAUCUGCCGGUUUCACGCUAUAAACCCCAUUUGCCCGUUUUGCAUACCGUUAGAUACACCAGCCGCUCUCCGUUGUUUGGAUUGUAGAAACGGCUACUAA